This is a messenger RNA of Scaptodrosophila lebanonensis, 973 nucleotides long. Its product is annotated as protein sym1. Gene Ontology annotation, cellular component: cytoplasm; membrane. The transcript is spliced from 4 exons. The record is from RefSeq and is a predicted model, not a curated record. Bases 157 to 717 code for a protein of 186 amino acids. Lineage: Eukaryota; Metazoa; Arthropoda; Insecta; Diptera; Drosophilidae.
AGAUUUUGAAACAAUUUUCUGAUUUUUAAUAUUAUUUUAUUAAAACGAAACUCAGCACACUGGCGUGUAGUAUGUAUGUACAUGGAUUUCAAUUUAGAAUUAUAAUGACACGAAGCUUUAAUAUGAAAUACCUAUUCGUUUAUAAAUUUGAACAGAAUGCUGUGGCAGAACUUCAAAACAUUGCUCACCAAGUACCCAGUGGUGCGUGGAAUGGUGUCCUAUAGUCUGAUUUGGCCCACCAGCAGUCUCAUACAGCAGACCUUCGAGGGAAAGCAUUGGACGGACUACGAUUGGUGGCGAGUGCUCCGCUUCAGCAUGUACGGUGGCCUCUUUGUCGCCCCCACUCUCUACGGAUGGGUUAAGAUAUCGUCCGCCAUGUGGCCACAGACUUCCCUGCGGACUGGGGUUAUGAAAGCGGCUGUGGAGUCCAUAUCCUAUACGCCCGCUGCCAUGACCUGCUUCUUCUUCAUCAUGAGCUUGUUGGAACUGAAGACUGUGGAAGAGGCAGCCGCCGAAGUAAGAAAGAAGUUCCUGCCCACCUACAAGGUGGGCUUAUCUGUUUGGCCCCUGGUGGCAACAAUUAACUUCUCCCUCAUACCCGAGCGUAAUCGCGUGCCUUUCAUUAGUGCCUGCAGCUUAUGUUGGACCUGUUUCCUCGCCUAUAUGAAGCACUUGGAGGCCCAUGAAGUCGAUGAAAUACAUCAACAAUUAAGUUAACCGGACUCCUCAAGUAAUCGCAAUCGCCCCAAUCAUCAUUCAUAAAUAAAGGCAUAUUUCAACCAUCAUCCGACUUGGCUGCCCCAUCACGAGGCAAAAUUCUUACCACCUAUCUAAGAGUUAAACCUUUUAAGUGAGCAGUAUAAGAAUUUUAUGACGAAAUUAUUUUUUUUUUAUAUAUACUAUAUAAUGACCCUGAAUAAACAAACCUAUAGGUGAACUAUGAUAAUUAAUAAUAUAGCGAAUUAAAAUAAUA